CUUUGUUAAAUUAUGCGGGACUGCGGUCAAACCCGUCACCGUCAAACUGGCGCUAGUCUACUUAUGGACGGCUUGGGAGCACGAUCAUGGAGGAUGAUUCACGAUGGCAAUCGGCGACGCUUUAUAUCCCAGGAUACAAUUUCGAAGGCGCUCAAAAGAUAUACUGCGGUUAGAGUGAUAGAUCGCCAUACAUGACAGCUUCCGUCCAUUAAUAAGGCGCCAGGCAAUGCGCUUUGGAGCACCCGCGACCGCAGUUGGGGAGUGGCCUGCAUCGUGAGCUUCCGCCCUAUGGCAGGGACGCAUGACGGCGCGGAGUGAUGGAGAAAAUUCGCGAAGAGAAGGGCAUUAAGUCGGCGUUUGACAGCAGUACAUUUGAUGCCAAUGUCUCUAUCCACGUUCAAAAGUCCGCCACGGACAUUGGGUCCGCGACAAUCUCGCCUUCCGGACGAGAUGUAGCUAUUGCUUCGAAAACCGGCCUUGACAUCAUCGACCUCGACUCACCGCUGAAUCCCCCCCGACACCUCCGACAUGGCACAUCAUGGAACAUCGCCGACGUACAAUGGUCGCCCUUCGCCGCCCGCGACUACUGGGUCGCCUGCACCGCGAACCAGAAGGCGCUGGUGUGGAACCUUGCCAUGCAAGAGGAUACGCGGCAGGGAGCCAUCGAACAUACGCUACACGCGCACACGCGCGCGAUCACCGACAUCAACUUCUCAGCCCAUCACCCCGAUAUCCUGGCGACAUGCGCGGUUGACGGAUACGUCAAUGCGUGGGAUCUGCGGAGGCCGCGUCGGCCAGCAUUGACAUUUGUGGAUUGGGACGCGGGCGCGACGCAGGUGAAGUGGAAUCGGCAGGAGGGGCAUAUACUGGCGUCAUCGCAUGACAGAUGGCUGCGAAUUUGGGACGACCGGCAUGGAGCAUACCCGAUGAAGUCGAUUGAGGCGCAUAGCUCGAAGAUCUACGGUGUGGAUUGGAACCGUGUUUCUGCAACGCAGAUUGUUACGUGUUCGCUGGAUAAGAGUAUCAAGUUCUGGGACACUGCUGCGGAAGAGCCUAUCCCGGAGCGAGUCAUUCGGACUUCUUUUCCGGUGUGGCGUGCUAGACAUACACCUUUUGGUUGGGGUCUCCUGGCGAUGCCACAGAAUGCGCCGGGAAACCUGUAUUUGUAUGACCGGCGAAAGGAGGGCGUGGAGUCCGAUACAAUGGCCCCUGCGGUAGCAGUAUUCAACCACGGCGAGCGGCAGGUGAAGGAGUUCCUAUGGAGAUCACGCGGCAGUAUUAAUGAGGAUGGAAUGGACAACCGCGAAUUUCAGCUGGUAUCCUGGGGAGACGAUAAGGAGCUGAAACUACAACGCGUGGCGAAUUCAUUGCUCGAAAAUGUCGGAUAUGUCAAGGGGAGCCAGAUGACGAAGAAGCUGAAUGUUACUCGCAAAGGCGCCAUUUACAAAACGUUUAGAAACGUGGAGCGAGCGGAGAUGGAGAAGAAGUCUGCUACGAUCAAGGCUCCUCGCCUGUUGAGCAGCAGCCACGACAAAGAGAAUUCAUACAGCGUCCUCAGCGACGAGAUUAAGAAGAUGUCUCCGACGAAGAGGUUUCGGAGCAGGGUGGGCGUUCAUGGAUCGACCAUGAGAGGAAAGCCCAUGAAUUCCGAAUGGCGGAGCCAGAUCAACUGGAUGAGCGGUAUCAAGUUCAGCGCCAAUGGCGGUGGCGAUGAUGAGGAUGGGCAGGGCAAAAUCCCUGCGCGACGACUGUCUGUCAUCAGUCCCAAUUUCGAUAUGGAAGGCGAUUGGGACACGCCGGAGUCGCUACACGACGAGAUCAUCCGUGUGCACCAGCAGUACAGUAAGGUCACGUUCAACGAUGUUAAUAUGGACACUCGCUCCGUUACGGCGUCGAUGAAUGGUCCGUGGGGCAAGGACGGGGAGUCGGUGUUCAUUAAGGCUACGAUACAGUUUCCAAACCAGUAUCCCGGGCCCAAAAUACCCACGUUCAAUAUUGGUAAGUCCUCUUUGAUAUCAGACGAUACCAACGAGCGGAUUUCGCACGAGGUUCAACAGAUUGCUACCGGAUUUAUUGGGCGUCACCGUGGCUGCCUAGAGGCUGCGCUCUGCUAUUUGCUUGGGGAAGUCAAUCUCGAAGAGAGCACGCAAUGGCUCAAGGGAUCUGACGACGUUGAUAAUCUUGACGGUAUUGCAGACGUGAGCUCUAGCGACGAAGAUGAUGAUGACUUACCAGCGACCAAUUCAGCGAUGAUGUCUCAAGAAUUGGAUCCAACCUCAACAGAGGGGAUUCUUGUUGCGAGUCGGCGUCACGCUAACGUACCCCUCCCGAGACUUUCAGGCGCUCGAUUCUCCAACAAUGGUAAGCUCAUCUGCUUCUUUCCACCGAAAGAAGAGAGGUUCAAGUCCCUCCUUGGCUCCGUCACGUGGGACAAAUCGAGGGUCAAAGACGGGCCUUCCUUCAAUACAUUUUCCCGCCUUGCUACAGUGUCGCUUCCACCGAGAAGCAAGUUUGCAUCGCUCAAUGAGGAGGAAGAUUUCGAGUCAGAUUCGUCGCAAGGCUCUGGAAGCGAAUCCUCGAGCGAUUCCGACUCUUCACAGUUCCAAGUCAGCGUCGCAUUCGAUUUCUGGCGAAAGAUCCAUGGCACGAGUUAUCGGAAGGGACUGUCUGCAAAUCGGUCCAAUAAGUCGAGUGGGGCUGGAACUGGUACCGGAACUCUGAGUAAGGGGCGGCUUUCGAAGCCUAAAAACAUGAUUGCGAUGUACGAUGUGUCCGAUUAUUUGCCGGGGAAGCUUGAGCUGGCUCAGGAAUAUGCCGUGUUUGGCGAAGGAACAGAUGUUUGCAACCGCAACGCGAUGAUUGCGAUGAAGUACGGGCACCAGGAGCAUGCAGACUUAUGGACAUAUGCCGGGAUGUUGCUGCAGCAUGAGGUACCUCUCGAGAUCCUUGAUCAGUCGCAUCGGAAGGAGCCUAUCCUUGUUAUUGCGCGGGAUAUGAUCAAACACUGUAGGCGUGACAGUCAAUAUGACAGCGGCAUCGAUAUGCCCUUUGACACGAAGAACCUUGCCAUAUCGGGAAGAGUCAAGUGGGGAUACAGCCCUCUCGCCAAAAGCCUGAUUGAUGACCUCUUUGAUCAUUUCGAGAAGCUGGUUGACAUACAGAUGCUGGCGAUGCUAUCUUGCGUCUUCAGCGAACCAUCUACUGUUGACCCAUUACCAAACACAGAGAUACGUCCUACGCAACCACAGACUCCACUUUCCAUGAAGACGCCUGCGUUCUCUUUGGACUACUUCCCGUCUGAUAUUGCUGUGUGGAGCACAUAUCAAAAGACACCAUAUAACUCGAUACCUUCUACUCCAAGGGCAGCUCUCACUCCAUUUUAUGGCUCUCUCGGAUCGUCAAAUGGGCCGUGGAGCAGUGAUCCUGCGUCUGCCUCAUUCUCUUGUGGCGAAACCCCCCCUCUGAGGUCUACAGGAGGCAGCUUGGAGAAGCUCCAUGAGAAGCUACACCUACAGUCCCAAAGCUUGUCAACAUCCCCGGAUGAUAGGCGGUUACUGCAGCGUGCCAACUCUGGCCUUGCAUCCAGCUUUGCUUCGAAUUUGAAGAACCCUUUCUACAACACAGGUUCCUCAUCCCCUCCGAAUCGCAAGCGCCCCAGUCCAGUAGAGAGCAUGAUCAGCACUCUGACGCCUAGCGCCGUGACGUGGGGUAAUACAACAUAUCUCGAAAGCGUCCGAGAAAAGUCGCCGUAUGCCAAGUCGACGUAUUCUGAUGACGACAGUACUACCGUGAAUGAAACCUUAGUGACAGUGACCGGUAUUAGCGUCACGAUGCAUAAUCAGAGCGCCUUUGACGACGAAAGUUGCAUGUCGACGCCACUUCUCGAGUUCGAGCACACUGCGGUAUUUAAAAGCUACCGCAUGCUAUAUGCCGAGAUGCUCUUUGCUUGGUCUCUUCCCUUCACUAGGUUGGAAAUCCUCAAAUUUGACUCACUGCUAGAAUACUUCACCCCUGGUUCCCCAUCGCCACCAUUCUCAAAACCGAAUGCGGCAUCGAUCCAUUCUGUGGACCAUGACAUGCCGCCCUCACCAAUACUCCUCGGCAAACAGGACACCCACCAGCCUAUCUCGGACCGCGGCCUCUCCAUCACGGGAUACUGCCUCAAGCACGAGCAUCGCCUCGAACCUCUCAAUUCCUCUUCAACCUCCACUCUUGGCGGCGCAGUCGGUCGCUGCGAGCGCUGCAAAAUGACGAAGCGGCAGCUUAAAUGCGUCAUCUGCAUCGAGCCCAUCACCGGCGACUACGCUGCCUGUCUGUCCUGCGGCUGCGCAUCGCACCAGAUCUGUCUCGACGCCUACCUCUCCUCAUGGGACGACGAGGAGGCAACAAAAGACGACAUGACAUGCGCCGGGGGAUGCGACUGCAACUGCACGCGCCGGGCCGGAAUGGGCGUCGUAGAGAGCUGGGAGGUGAUGAUGGGAGCGCUGGAGAAGAUGCGUAAGAAGGAGGCGAGGCGGGCGAAGGUGCCGCCGCGGCGGUUAACGGAGGAGUGGGAUGAGGGGAGUGAUUGGGACGGUGCGAGGGGCAGUAGGGCGGAGGUGCCGCCGGCGAAGACACCGAGGGGGACGAUGGGGCAGGCGAUGGGGCAGGCGCAGUUGAAUUACUCGACGCUGAGUCGGAGGUUGGGGCAGGUGAGGGUGAGAGAUGGGUGGAUGGGAGUUGGGAGUGGGUUGAGGAAGAAGGGAAGUGUGAGUAGUACUGAGGGAGUAUGAUAUGGCUUGAAGGCGUAUGGAUUGAAUGCAUGGGUUGGCGUUGCGAUGGCUUGGGGAUAGCUGUAUAGUACGAUCGAGAAUGCUUUAUAUAAUGUAAGAUGGCGUAUGCUCCACCGGCCAAAUCGAUGAUACUCAUAAUUUCAAAU
This is a messenger RNA of Pseudogymnoascus destructans, 4918 nucleotides long. RefSeq lists its product as uncharacterized. Lineage: Eukaryota; Fungi; Ascomycota; Leotiomycetes; Thelebolales; Thelebolaceae. The record is from RefSeq and is a predicted model, not a curated record. Gene Ontology annotation, molecular function: protein binding. Bases 318 to 4772 code for a protein of 1484 amino acids. The transcript is spliced from 2 exons.